CAUGAUAUCGCAGUGUAUGAUCCGUUGUCCAUAUUAUAGGCCUAAGAGUUUGUUUGCUGGCAAUCGGUUUCAUAGGAAUUGCUUUGAAGGGAUGUUCGCCUGUUUUAAAGAAUGCUCUAGUAAGCCAACGAUCGACUCUGACAAGACAAUCGGACCAAACGAUAUGGCCCAGCAACUUGCGCAGUCGUCAGGUUCCGGGCAGUCAUUGACUACAAGGGGGUCGUCAAUAGAAAAGCCUAAACAGAAGCAGAUUAUUUUUGGUGAAGAAAGACUGUUUUUAACACAAAUAAAAAAGAAGUUUAUACCUCUCAAGUGAAGUGAUGAUUUUAACAGAAAGUUUAAUAAAGAUACAUGUUUGAACAGAAGUACAAAAGCAAACAACAUGAGUGACAAUUUCAAAGAAAACAGAAAAAAAACAACGCAAAAAGCGCUAGUUUAAAAAGGAUGUCACUAUAGUUGCAAUCAUAAUCAAGAAAAAAGUCAACAAUUAAAGCAAAAAAUGUCUCAGGAUUCUAUUCCGACGAUAAAAUUUAACUGCGACUCGGAAAGCUCCAAUGAAGAACUGGAUGACAAUAAGAUUUGGAACAGUCGUGGCAAAAUAAGAGAAGGGAACCAAGGAGGGCUUAGUUCUCAAGAUAGCGAUGGAUACAUAGAGGGACAUUUGGGGACAAGAAUUCCUGGGCUUAGUUCUCAAGAUAGCGAUGGAUACGUAGAGGGGCAUUUGGGUACGAGAAUUCCCUCGCGUUCAAAGUUUGACCUUGCGAAGCAGGAACAUGAGGGCGCAUACUAUGUACAGCGACAGCAGCUCCAUGCCAUGUACGCCCGCACGGCGUUGGAGCAUAAAUGUAUGCUGGAUAUCGACUCUGACCCACACAGCGCGCGGAUGACUGGCAUCAUUUGUACCAUUGGCCCAUCUUGCAGGGAUGUGAAGAUGCUUCAGAAGAUGAUUAUUGAUGGCAUGAACAUUGCAAGGCUGAAUUUCUCUCAUGGGACGCAUGAGUACCACCUGGGAACGGUCAAGAACAUCCGAGAGGCAGUCAGCCAGUUCAGUCACCCACGGCCUGUAGCCAUCGCAUUGGACACCAAGGGACCGGAAAUUCGAACUGGGCUGCUAGAAGGGGGAGGCUCGGCGGUGGUUAUCCUGGAGACGGGCAAGAUGAUCAAGCUGACCAUCGAUGAUGCAUGGUACGAGAAGGGAACCAAAGACUGCAUCUGGAUUGACUACAAGAACAUCGUGAAAGUACUCAAAGUUGGCGAUAAAUGCUACAUCGAUGAUGGACUGAUUUCUGUCAUUGUCAAGGAAAUUGGGGAGAAUUUCCUCUUGUGCCAGAUUGAGAACGGAGGAGAGCUGGGCAGCAAGAAAGGAUGUAACCUCCCUGGAAUUAAAGUGGACUUGCCAGCAGUGUCUGAUAUUGAUAAGAGAGAUUUGAGGUUCGGUGUUGAAAAUGGGGUGGACAUGAUUUUUGCUUCGUUCAUCCGAUCUGCUGAAGGGGUCCGUGAGAUAAGACAGAUACUCGGUGAGAAGGGAAAGCAUAUCAAGAUCAUUGCCAAGAUUGAGAACCAUGAGGGGGUGAAGAGGUUUGACGAGAUUCUUGCGGUAGCUGAUGGAAUCAUGGUUGCCCGUGGCGACCUGGGUAUUGAAAUUCCGGCGGAAAAAGUCUUCCUGGCCCAGAAGAUGAUGAUUGGUCGAUGUAACCGUGCCGGAAAGGCAGUUAUUUGCGCUACCCAGAUGCUGGAAAGCAUGAUCACGAAGCCUCGCCCAACUCGUGCGGAGACAAGUGACGUUGCCAACGCUGUUCUGGAUGGAGCAGAUUGCGUGAUGCUGUCUGGAGAAACUGCCAAGGGAGACUACCCACUGGAAUGUCUUAGGGUCAUGCACAAUAUCUGCAGAGAGGCAGAGUCAGCCAUGUUCCACCACCAACUGUUUGAGGAACUUCGCAAGGAGACACCAGUGCCCACAGACCCAACCCACACCGUUGCUGUGGCUGCCGUCGAAGCCUCGUUUAAGAGCAUGGCAACUGCCAUCAUCGUAAUCACCACCACUGGAAGGUCUGCAUUCCUCAUCUCUGCAUAUCGCCCACGCUGUCCAGUGAUGGCGAUCACCCGUAAUGCACAGACAGCACGUCAGGCCCACCUGUACAGAGGCGUCUUCCCUAUCCAUUAUAUAGACGGAGUUAUGAACGAAUGGACAGUGGACGUGGAUAGGCGUAUCUACAAGGGCAUAGGGAUUGGCAUGGAUAGAGGCUUCAUUAAGGUCGGAGACCCAGUUGUAAUUGUAUCAGGCUGGAAGCCCGGUAGCGGUUCCACCAACACGAUGCGGGUUGUGUAUGCCGUCAAUCCCAAUGCCCAUGGCCUUCUGGCACCAAUCACAGGCAUCUCGAGUGUGCCCAGCUUCAGCCGCAUCGAGGAGGGCGAGGGCUCCGAUCCCAGCAUUGACAGUCUGGCACAAGGAAUGGGCGAUAGGAUUAAGUUCUUUUAGACGGCAAAUUAAAGAAACCAACAACAGAGAAAAUAACUUUGUUGUCGUCGUUGUUGCCUGUAUAUACAUUUUAGUUUAAGUGUCCCUAGAAAGAGGGAGCAAAAAAAUGUUGUUUUUUUAAGGGGAGGGAUGUUGGUUUGUUAGAAGCUUUCGGUGGAAGGAGCUGCUAUAAUUAAGGUUAUUUAUUGUAUUUAACAAUAACAUUAUGGGGUGGGUGGAGUAGGGAUUUUUGUUCAUAUCUGGGAUAGUACAAAGCCUCAACAUAGGGACAGGAAGUGGUUAUGUUGUGUAAAUUUAUCAAUGUUUAGUUUUUAUGCGUGUUCAGAGUGGAAUAGGCACCAAAUUGUGGGACUGAUAUUAUUAAUUUUUCAGUUUUGCACCUGCUUGAAAUGAGCCGUUUUGGGGUUAUUGUCAAGCAUAGUUCAAAGCUUAGGUCAUGAGGUAAAAUUGAAGAAAAAGCUUUAAAACAGAUUAGGCCAAAUUUUGAUUGCCCAAACUUUACGAAACUUCGUCAGAACAUUUUUCCCAAUAAUAUCUCGGCUGAGUUUGAAACUUGCGUCAGGUAGGAUCAAACCCUAGGUCAAAUUAAAGAAAAAGCUUCAGAACACACUAGUAGUUGUACUUUUUGGGCAUAAUUGUUAUGAAACUUUAUUAGAAUAUUUGUAUAAAUGAUUUCUCUGUUGAGGGAAAUGUGUUUCGAGUUGAUUGAAAAGCAUAAUCAUCUUGAGACUGUUGGUAUCCUUAUGCUCAGUGUUUCUUUGGGGCUGGGCGCUAUUUGUGAGAUUUGAUAGAUUUUUUUACAAAUAUUUUGUUGGUGUGUGAUUUUUGAUAAAUGUUCUGUUGGUGUGAGAAAAUCUAUGUAUAUAUAUAUUAUGAUUAUGAGGCAUACAGUAUUAUAUUAAGGCAGAUUAUAUGAGAGCUGUAGUUCCUUUUGAGUGAUUCAUAUGUAUGUAUAAUCUUUCAUACAAUUUCUGAGGAACAAAGAGAUGAAAAUGACUUUGCAAUAUUUUGGAAGAAGGCACAUAAAAGAGAAUGCAAGCUUUUUUUUUUUAAUUGAUCAGCACAUGGUUGAUUGUUGGUUUUGCCUUAUUUGUGUUUUUUUAACCUCAGAUAAAAGUUAAUUGUAAUGGUUUGUGUUAUAAAGUUUAAUACAAGAGGCUCACAGUUAUUAACAUCAUUGUUACUUUUUUUUCGGUCAAUUAAUCUGUUGGAAGAUGGCCCCAUACACUCUUUUAUUAGCUCAUCUAUUUUUUGAAAAAAAAUUAUGAGCUAUUGUCAUCACCUUGGCGUCGGCGUCUGCGUCGGCGUCCGGUUAAGUUUUGCGUUUAGGUCCACUUUUCUCAAAAAGUAUCAAUGCUAUUGCAUUCAAACUUGGUACACUUACUUACUAUCAUGAGAGGACUGGGCACGCAAAGUUAGAUAACUCUGGCGUGCAUUUUGACAGAAUUAUGUGCCCUUUUUAUACUUAGAAAAUUGAAAAUUUUGGUUAAGUUUUGUGUUAAGGUCCAUUUUAUUCCUUAAGUAUCAAAGCUAUUGCUUUCAUACUUGCAACACUUACUAACUACCGUAAGGGGACUGUGCAGGCAAAGUUAUGUAACUCUGACUGGCAUUUGGACGGAAUUAUGGGCCCUUUAUACUUAGAAAAUUGAAAGUUUGGUUAAGUUUUGUGUUUUGGUCCACUUUACCCCUAAAGUAUCAUAGAUAUUGCUAUCAUACUUGGAACACUCGCAAACUAUCAUAAGGGUACAGUAAACGGACAAGUUGCAUAACUCUGGAUGUCAUUUUUACGGAAUUAUGGCCCUUUUUUGACAUAGUAACUUUGAAUAUAUGGUUAAAUUUUGUGUUUCGAUCCACUUUACUUCUUAAGUAUCAAGGCUAUUGCUUUCAAACUUCAAAAACUUUCAUGCUAUAAUGAGGUUACUGUACCUGGCGAGUUGAAUUUUACCUUGACCUUUGAAUGACCUUGACUCUCAAGGUCAAAUUAUUAAAUUUCUCUAAAAUUGCCAUAACUUCUUUAUUUAUGAUUAGAUUUGAUUGAUACUUUGACAAAACUACUCUUACCUGACAUACCACAAUAGACUCCACCCAAACCAUCGCCCGUGCCCCCCC
Molecule: messenger RNA, 4588 nt
Organism: Dreissena polymorpha
Lineage: Eukaryota; Metazoa; Mollusca; Bivalvia; Myida; Dreissenidae
Product: pyruvate kinase PKM-like
Exons: 16
Coding region: 500-2479 (659 amino acids)
Biological process (GO): glycolytic process
Cellular component (GO): cytoplasm
Molecular function (GO): potassium ion binding; pyruvate kinase activity; magnesium ion binding
Source: RefSeq, a predicted model, not a curated record